AUGUCGAAAUCCAGAAUCGAAGGACUGAUUGCCACUUUUACAAAAUUAAUAGAUUCGAGCAAGCAGCACACAUUUAUUGAAACCGAAUCUGUUCGGUAUGUUUACCAGCCUUUGGAACGCAUGUAUGUCCUGUUGAUAACCACAAAGGCGAGCAAUAUUCUUGAAGACUUGGAGACACUUCGGCUUUUCGCCAGAGUGAUCCCAGAGUAUGCUCGCGGUUCUGAAAUAUCUGACGUGGUUGACAAUGCGUUCCAGCUGAUUUUUGCUUUUGACGAGAUCGUUGCGCUUGGUUAUCGUGAGACAGUCACGCUUUCUCAAAUCAGAACCUACACUGAGAUGGAUUCCCACGAGGAGCGUAUGUUUAUCGCUGUACGCGAGAAUCAAGAAAAGGAAGCCAAGGAUACAAUGCGCAAACGAGCAAAGGAACUACAGCAAGCGCGGAUGGCUGCAGCCAAACAGGGUAUCUCCCCGACAGCUGCUCUCAGUAAUUUCGCCAGUGGUAGAAGUGGAUACGAUCCGAUCCCAGUUCAGCCAACUCUUGAUCCUCGGAUCGGUAAGAAGUUUUGGGGGAGAUGCACUGUUUUUUGGACAUGUCUAAUUAUAACCUAUACUCUCUUAAGGAUUUUAAGUGUCCUCUUAAUCGCACCAUCGUAUAAAUUAUCAGAUUUACUCCUGUAG
Dibothriocephalus latus is the source of this 678-nucleotide messenger RNA. The record is from the annotation of a GenBank genome assembly. Lineage: Eukaryota; Metazoa; Platyhelminthes; Cestoda; Diphyllobothriidea; Diphyllobothriidae.